This is a messenger RNA of Spinacia oleracea (spinach), 2291 nucleotides long. RefSeq names its product protein NUCLEAR FUSION DEFECTIVE 4. Gene Ontology annotation, cellular component: membrane. NCBI's taxonomy places the organism in Eukaryota, Viridiplantae, Streptophyta, Magnoliopsida, Caryophyllales, Amaranthaceae. The transcript is spliced from 3 exons. The record is from RefSeq and is a predicted model, not a curated record. The coding region runs from base 179 to 1834 and encodes 551 amino acids.
UAAAUAACGUGACAGCAUUUGCAAAUUUUGCAAUAAUAAGAAAUCGUCAACCUUACCACUUCCCCUUGAGUGCAUCACCUUACCCUUCUCUCUCCUCAAAGCAAAGCCUUAUAAAAACUGCUAAUUAGUAAUUUCCCAUCUUCCCCUUCCCUUCUUCUUCAACUCCACUCCAAUAACAAUGGGGUUACCCUCCCGGCAGCCGUCAAUGGCGAGUGCCUUAAAAUGGCUAGGUUUCGUAACGGCCGUUUGGGUGCAAGCCAUUUCAGGCAACAAUUACACCUUCUCCAACUACUCUGACGCCGUUAAGACUUUGAUGAAUUUGACCCAAGUUCAAUUAAACAAUCUUUCUGUUGCUAAAGAUGUUGGUAAAGCUUUUGGUCUUCUUGCUGGCCUUGCCUCUGACACUUUCCCUACUUGGCUUCUUCUUCUUAUCGGCUCUGUUGAAGGCCUUGUUGGUUAUGGCGCUCAAUGGCUUGUUGUUAGCAAGACCAUUUCCCCUCUUCCUUAUUGGGCUAUGUGUGUAUUUAUGUGUAUGGGAGGGAACAGCACAACCUGGAUGAACACAGCCAUAUUAGUGACAUGUAUAAGAAAUUUCAGGAAAAACAGGGGACCUGUUUCUGGGAUUCUAAAGGGUUAUGUGGGUUUAAGCACUGCUAUAUUCACUGAUGUCUGCAGCGCGCUCUUUGCCGAUAGUCCUGCUAAAUUCCUCGUGAUGCUUUCGGUUAUCCCUUUUGUGGUUUGUCUAACUGCCAUGAUCUUCCUCCGGGAGGUCCCUCCAUCUACCACUGACUCUGAUGUAUCUGAAGAAUCUAAGUACUUCAAUAUGUUCAAUAUUGUGGCGGUUACUGUUGCAGUUUACCUCUUAGCGCAUGAUUUUGUUGGACCGAUUGGACAUGUUUUUGAUGUAACCUUUUCUGUCGUUUUAGUGGCAUUGCUUGCUUUUCCGUUGGUAAUACCAGCUUAUAUCGCGUUCAAAAUCUGGCUAGAUUCGAAAGCUAAGGCUGAUAUCGAGGAUCAGAAUAUUGAGAAUACGGAGCCCUUACUAGCUCCUGAUGUUGUACCUGUAUCACAGCCAGUUCAAGAAGUGGAUGUCUUGGAUGCUGAUGUAAAUGGGGAAGUUAAGAAAUCACAGCCUGUCUUAGGUGAAGAACAUACUAUUGCUGAGGCAUUGAAGACCGUUGAUUUUUGGGUUUUGUUUACAUCAUUCUUGUGUGGUGUUGGACCUGGUAUGGCUGUCAUGAACAACAUGGGCCAGAUGGGUUCUUCUCUUGGCUAUUCGGAUGUGUCAAUCUUUGUGUCUCUAACUAGCAUUAUGGGAUUUUUUGGUAGGAUUAUCUCCGGAACAGUUUCCGAGUACUGUAUCAAGAAAGCCGCAACUCCAAGACCGCUCUUUAAUGCAGCCUCUCAAAUCUUGUUAGCAGUAGGAUAUGUGAUCAUGGCAGUAUCAGUCCCCGGGAGCCUAUACAUAGGAGCAGUAGUAGUUGGUUUAUGUUACGGUGUCCGGCUUGCAAUCACGGUCCCAACUGCGUCAGAACUAUUCGGGCUCAAAUACUACGGUCUCAUAUACAACAUUCUAAUUUUGAACUUGCCACUUGGUUCGUUCCUUUUCUCAGGACUUCUAGCUGGUUUGCUCUAUGACGCGGAAGCUACCAUCACUCCUAGUGGAGGGAACGAGUGCUAUGGGGCCCACUGUUAUAGACUUUGCUUCUUAGUCAUGGGUGGUGCUUGCCUUGUUGGUUGUGGUUUGGACGUCUUAAUGGCUUCUAGAACAAAGGUCCUUUACAAGAAGAUUGCUGCUAGCAAAAGAUCAAAAUCUGUGGUGAAUGGAAAAUGAGCGCACUCUCUUUAUUCGUUGUAUGCAUCCCCACAGAAAUGGAACAACACGAGCUUCUGAUUCCGGGCCAUCUGGGGUAUUCUUCUCAACUGAGCAUGACUGUAUUAAGUGGAUGAUGUGUAAAUGUGAAAAUUAAAUACAGUCUACGUCCCAAUAUUGCAAGUUUGACAGUGUGUUACUCCUACGUUAGGAUAGAGGGGGGUGUUGCUGUAUGACUUAUUCUUUGAACUGUAACAAAAUAUAGUUUCUCCGGGAAAAAAAUGUGUUGGAGAGGAUCUGGUGUGUGUUUUGAAGCAGCAUUUUCCCAUUCUAGGUAAGUUUGAACUUCAUUAUAUUUUGUAAUUUUUAUUCUAAGUUAAUCCUUCCUCUUGUACAAAGUACUGCAUCAUAACAAGUCAUGGAGUUCAAUGGAUCUCCUAUUAUUUGUUCGGUUAUUCUAUUCAAAAAUAAUUCUCCA